AUGGAGUCGUGGUACAGCAAGCAGGUGAUUGAGAUUCGUACUGGUAACCGCCAUGCCGCUGAUGCCGCCAGUAUUAAGGAGAAGGUGAAAACGCUUCGUGCUGAGCUCACUGAAAUGCGUAGCAAGCUGGCCAAUCUGGAAGGACGUAACCACAUUCUCGAAAAGCUCAUCCAAGACCUCACCUACCAAAUCGAGGAUGAGAAUCGCGUGUCGAUGGCACACCUUAGCGAGAAAGACGAUGAGAUCCGAGCCGUACGAGCUCAGUGCCAAGCCAUCACCGUUGAACUUGAGAAGCUCAUUGUUGAAAAAGUUAAUCUCGACGCCGAGAUUAGCAAAUACCGUCAGUUGUUGGAAGGAGAAGAGAACAGAGCACAUGGGCGGGUCAUCUCUACGGCUAGUCACUCGUUCGAGCCUACAACGCAGACUAACGUGCACGUCCGCUCAAGCGCUUUGCGCCGCGUAACCGGGACAAAUCGCUCUGAUACUCAGCGAUCCGCCCAAGGAAAUGUCUCCAUUUCGGAAGUUGCGUCCGAUGGAUCUUUUGUCACCAUUGAAAACACCUCUGUAUCUCAUGACGAAAUGAUUGGAGACUGGAAGCUUCGCAGCUCGGGAUCUGGUCGUGAAAUCACCUUCACCUUCCCGAAAGAUUUCAGGUUGACACCGAAAUCAAAAGUAACGAUUUUCGCCCGCGGCAGAGGAGUUCAUUCGCCACCUCACUCACUGGUAUUUGAUACUGAGGAAUCUUUCGCUACCGGUGGUGAUGUGCGUACCCAGCUGUUCAACGAGGAGAAUCAGGAACGUGCCUCGCUCAUUCAACGUUCGGCGUACUGA
Molecule: messenger RNA, 831 nt
Organism: Ostertagia ostertagi
Lineage: Eukaryota; Metazoa; Nematoda; Chromadorea; Rhabditida; Trichostrongylidae
Source: the annotation of a GenBank genome assembly